Messenger RNA from Penicillium mononematosum, 1611 nucleotides. RefSeq names its product MDR family MFS transporter. Gene Ontology annotation, biological process: transmembrane transport. Gene Ontology annotation, molecular function: transmembrane transporter activity. The transcript has 2 exons. The record is from RefSeq and is a predicted model, not a curated record. Bases 1 to 1611 code for a protein of 536 amino acids. Lineage: Eukaryota; Fungi; Ascomycota; Eurotiomycetes; Eurotiales; Aspergillaceae.
AUGACUCGAUCGAUCGAAGAGCAGCCCGACCAGCAGUCAGACCAGGUCUCGACUACCACCGAGAAGCCCUCCGAGAUCAAGGAAGAUGAGACUCAUUUACCAACGGGGGCCCGGCUAAUAGCUAUUAUUGUUUCUAUUCUGUUCGCUAUGUUUUUGGUUGCCCUGGAUCGCACUAUCAUUGCCACGGCAGUCCCCCGAAUCGCAAACCAGUUCAAUGCUCUGGACGAUCUCAGUUGGUAUGCAAGUGCAUAUUUGCUGACAAGUUGUGCCACCCAGCUAUCCUGGGGCAAGGUGUACACCUUCUACUCGACCAAGACUGUCUUCCUGAUCGCCAUCCUUAUUUUUGAAGUCGGAUCGGCCAUCUGCGGCGGUGCGCCGAACUCUAAGGCCUUCAUUGUGGGACGGGCGAUAGCGGGUAUUGGAUCGGCAGGCAUAUUUUCCGGCGCAACGGUGAUAAUCGCACAGAUCGUGCCGCUGGCCAAACGGCCUAUCUUCGUCGGGCUGAUGGGGUCGGUCUUUGGGAUUUCGUCAAUCAUCGGACCUUUGAUGGGUGGUGCGUUUACGGACAACGUCACAUGGCGCUGGUGCUUCUACAUCAACCUGCCCAUCGGCGGUUUUACCAUGGUUGUCUUGUUCCUUUUCCUGGCUGUCCCCCACAAGCCCCAGCCGUGCACCUGGAAGCGAAAAGUCCUCCGCCUCGACCCUCUGGGCAGUGUGUUCUUCCUGCCCUCUGUCAUCUGCUUCUUGCUCGCCCUGCAAUGGGGCGGCACGGCCUACCCCUGGGGCAACGGGCGAAUCAUCGCUCUGUUUGUCAUUGCAGGAAUCCUGAUGAUUGCCUUUAUCGGCGUGCAGAUCCGCCUUAAGAAGGAUGCAACGGUGCCGCCUCAUAUCUUCAACCAGCGCAGCAUCAUCAGCGGAGUCGUCUAUGCCCUGUGUGUGGGUGGAGGGCUCAUAUCUAUGCUGUACACACUCCCACUCUGGUUCCAGGGCGUGCGCGGCACAUCAGCUGUGAAGUCCGGCAUCGAUACGAUCCCCAUGGUGCUGGCGCUUGUUGUGGGAUCCAUCCUCUCCGGUUCAAUCAUCACUGCAACGGGAUAUUAUGUUCCGUGGAUGUUCGUUGCAGCGAUUCUCAUGUCAACGGGCGCAGGGUUGAUGACGACCUUCAAGGUGGACACCAACCACGCUGCCUGGAUCGGGUACCAGGUGUUGUUUGGUAUCGGUAUCGGCACAGGAAUGCAGCAGCCCUCCAUGGCCGCGCAGACUAUUCUUCCUAUGGAUGAGGUCUCCAUUGGUAUCUCCCUCAUGUUCUUUGCGCAGUCCCUCGGUGGUGCUGUCUUUAUUGCUGUCGCCCAGUCGCUCUUCCAGAAUUACCUCGGAACAAACCUACCCCACAUCCAGGGAAUUGAUGUUACCAAGAUCCUGGCGGCUGGGGCAACGGGUCUCUCUGAUGCUGUCCCGGCUGAGAAGUUGACCCAGGUUCUGGCUUUAUACAAUGAUGGCCUUCGGCAGUCAUUCAUUGUUGCCGUGGCUGUGUCUUGUCUGAUGAUUGUCCCUGCAUUGACGAUGGAAUGGAGGUCAAUCAAGAAGGAGAAAUCGUCUGCCACGGCCUGA